Molecule: messenger RNA, 2112 nt
Organism: Fusarium venenatum
Lineage: Eukaryota; Fungi; Ascomycota; Sordariomycetes; Hypocreales; Nectriaceae
Source: RefSeq, a predicted model, not a curated record
AUGUCUCCCUAUGCCAACUUAAAAGUAUCAGGGAGCCAGAUUAGGCUGUUAACUAUCUUAUCGACCGAGCCAGAGAUAUCUUGUGAGCUAGAAAUCGCUGAGCUCAACAGACACACGAAGUUCAAUGCACUAUCUUAUGUUUGGGGUGAUCCUAAAAUCACAGAGACUAUAUUGGUCAACGGUGAUAAAGUCCCGGUGACAACAAACCUGGCCUCAGCUUUAAAAUACGCUCCUCAUCAUCUUACAGAAUCGAAACACGCAACCGGCAAGAAAUUAUGGGUAGAUUCUAUCUGCAUCAACCAAAAUGACAAAGCUGAGAAGAGCAACCAAGUUGCCAUGAUGGGAAGAAUUUACUCGAAAAGCGGAGCUGUUGUCUGUUGGCUGGGAUUACCUUGUGACCCAUUAUUCGCUGCGAUAGACGCCAUAGAAACUGUGGCUUAUGAGCGAUAUAUCCAUGGAACAUACACAAGAAACGAAGAAAACCAUCAGAACCUCGCGAACUGCAUCGAGCAACUACAAGUCUGUUUAGGGAGCGUCAAGAGAACUGAUGCUAUUAAGCAUCUUCGGGUCGUUGACGAAUCUUCCGUGGAGGUUAGCUUGGUCGGAGAUGCGCGGCUUUAUGCACUUGCAAACGCCCUUCAGCAUGCCACUGUGGUGAUAUACGAUUUGCUGCACGGAUCUUAUGGUACAGAGCUGAGAAUUUGUCACAAGAACCUUGAGGAUACGUUUCGCAAUAUCAGAAAUUGGCAUGACCAGCUCCGACAACGUACCUGCAAACUGGAUGCCAGUUUGGUCAAAAACUCCCAUCACGUGGGUUUUCUCCUAGCCCUUUUAUCUUUCAGAAUGAACAAGUUCCGGAAAAUAGUUGAAGACUAUGUUCUCCAAGCAGUUCUUGAUGAGGGAUGCUGCAAUGUAUUCUGGCUGAAGUAUCAACCGUGGCUCGGCGAAGUCAAAGGAGUUAUAGGUGAGUCCCAUGCGACUCCCGCUCAAGCACUUUUCGAAAUUUCGUACUGGAGCCGCGUAUGGAUACGACAAGAAAUCAUUCUCGCGAAGCACCCCGUUUUUGUUUGCGGGCCUCGAUCAUUUUCAAUCGAAACGUUAGAAUCCUUUUCAGCUUGGCUAGGGUGGAUCCAGGAUCCAUCAAACUACAAAUUAACCAAGAAAGCGGGUCUGAGCAAGUUGGUCAUAUUGGCAUAUUCGCGAAUUUGGAAACUACUUCAUCACAUCCUUGGCAGUCGCCAAGACAAAGGAGGUACAGGCAGUCAUUGGUUAAGAACAAGUGACUCGAAGUUUAACAUCUGGUGGGAAUCGCCAGAUGCCCGUGCGACAAACCCUAAGGAUUAUUAUUACGGGUUUCUCGGUCUUACGGAUCUCAAACUCACACCCGAUUAUAGCCCAAACAAGAGUCUGGGACUUGUCAGCCGUGAUUUCAUGGAUGAAUAUCUCAAAGCUUCUUGUGAUAAGCCCCUGUCCGAUAGACCAUUGGGGGGACCUUUGGGCCUUCUCACAUUUGCUGGAGUUGGAUACGGCUGGGACGCUGACCAAGAUAUGCCAUCAUGGGGACCGAAUUUUCCAGGGCAGGCAUUAGCAAAGCCUUCCCUAAGGGGACAAGCAGAUGCAGUGGUUAGCACAGAUUCAGUGGGGCUUGGAAGCGUCUUCGAAGUAGCAUCCGACGCAAAGAUAACCGGUCCCGAUAUGGAGGUUUCAGUGAUUAUUCUGGAUUAUAUCGAAAAUAUAGGCCCGAGGGUCUCCGACUACGGUAAAACCGAGCUACUUCAUCCAGAAGGCUUGCCAAUUACUUGGGCCUUUGACUUCGCACUACGCCAAAGGAGUUAUGUGUCAGGAGGCCACCCUCUGACCGCUUUGCACACUCUUCUCGAGCCAUCUGCUGAGCGUGAAAAUACGCUAGCUGAUAUGGCCAUUGAAAACUCUUUGGAAUUUUUCAAAUUCUUGGCUCGUUUCGGCCGUAUACUUCCUGAGAGCAAGUUACCUCGUAAAGUGGCUUGGGCACGUCUAUGCUUCAUGCGGGACUAUUUCGCACAGGUUCCAGUGAGUAACUCCCCCCUACCUUCUACUAUUACUUACUUCCCAAGGAUCCUAUCGACGAUGUAG